UCUGGUGAAGACACUACAUAGUCCCAGUAGAAGAGGGACAACCCUCUCAUGAAUGGCAACUCCUCUGUCUUUAUGCAUAAAGGGUCAACAUGGAUAAGCACACACUUCAAUGAGGACAAAGAAGUUAAGCCAAAAGCAUCAUAGGAAAAGAAGAAAGAUUACAUAAGCAUCAUCACAAGCAAAACCUAACAUGGCAGCAGACUUCCAACUACUGAAUGACUCCUGCUCAAAUAGCUCAACUCCUGUUUUCACAGGCCUGGACCUUCUCUUUGAACUGAAGCCACUUUUCAUUCCUCUCUAUGCUGUACUGGUGAUUGUAGCCUGUACAGGGAAUUUCUUCCUCAUUGUCCUUAUCGGUAUCACCAAAAAGUUGCAUAGCACCACCAAUUUCCUCAUUGGAAACUUGGCAGCAGCUGAUCUGAUCAUGUGCAUUUUCUGCGUCCCACUGACUGCCUCAUAUGCAUUUGAGAUUCGUGGAUGGAUCUUUGGGGUGUUCAUGUGUUACUUUGUCACCCUCAUGCAAGUGGCCACUGUGUUUGUGUCUGUUCUCUCCCUCACUGCUAUAGCUGUGGACCGAUACAUUGUUGUUGCUUACCCCAUACGCAAAAGGAUAAGAUGCAAGUCCUGUGUCUAUAUUGUGGCCUUCAUUUGGUUGCUGUCCAUUGUGGUCUCUGUCCCCACAUCUAUGCACACCCAUUACUUGGAUCUCAAUAGCAUUGGCCAUGACAUGAUCAUCUGCGAAGAAUUCUGGAAACACCAUGAGACAGAGAGGUGGCUGUACUCUUGCUUGAUGCUACUCCUGUCCUACAUGCUCCCCCUCUCUGCUGUCUCUGUCUCCUACUGUGCCAUUUCUUAUCACCUCAGGAAUAGGAGUGUCCCAGGCGCUGCAUACCACAACCAAGAGAAAUGGACUAAAAAAAAGCAAAAGACCUUCCGGAUCCUUGUCAUCUCAGUCAUGUGUUUUGCUUGUUGCUGGCUACCUCUUCAGGUGGUUAAUCUGAUCAGAGACAUAGAUGAGGAAUUUACUGUCCUAGACAAGAGAUACGUGAAUGUCAUCCAAGUGUCCUGCCAUGUGAUUGCCAUGAGUUCUGCAUGCUUCAAUCCAUUCAUCUAUGCCUCUCUCCAUGACAAGUUUCGACUCCAGAUUAGUAACUACUUGUACCACAGGAAGACAUCAAGUGUCAUGUACCGAAAGGCUUCCCGGCUGUAUACCUGCUCCACUUUGGCAGAUAACCCCAUAGUGAUCACAGAAAAAAUACCACUGCAAGACAAGUUUCCUUUUAACUCAAACGCAGCAGCUCUACAAAUAUAAAGAGAGCUGGUUCACUGACACAGACAUACUGGGUAUCUUCCUUCUAAGCUUGUAUCGUGUGUGAUCAGUCAUGGCUGGUGUGGUGAGGCAGAGCUACAGAAC
Molecule: messenger RNA, 1414 nt
Organism: Rhineura floridana
Lineage: Eukaryota; Metazoa; Chordata; Lepidosauria; Squamata; Rhineuridae
Product: prolactin-releasing peptide receptor-like
Exons: 3
Coding region: 191-1312 (373 amino acids)
Biological process (GO): G protein-coupled receptor signaling pathway
Cellular component (GO): neuron projection; plasma membrane
Molecular function (GO): neuropeptide Y receptor activity; neuropeptide binding
Source: RefSeq, a predicted model, not a curated record